Molecule: messenger RNA, 3523 nt
Organism: Temnothorax curvispinosus
Lineage: Eukaryota; Metazoa; Arthropoda; Insecta; Hymenoptera; Formicidae
Gene: RpIII128
Product: DNA-directed RNA polymerase III subunit RPC2
Exons: 9
Coding region: 160-3501 (1113 amino acids)
Biological process (GO): DNA-templated transcription
Cellular component (GO): RNA polymerase III complex
Molecular function (GO): DNA-directed RNA polymerase activity; DNA binding; ribonucleoside binding
Source: RefSeq, a predicted model, not a curated record
UGUUAUACCGGUUGCACGUUGCACGUUAUUGACGUUGUUUUGAGCUUCUCUCGGAGCACGUGGACGACUUUGCCGAGUAGAGCUGAACUUGUAGAAGAGAAUUAAUAUAUUCAUUAAAUGUGACUUCCGUAAUCGUAAGGAACGGAACGAACGAGAGAAAUGGAGGAUAAAGGGAAAUUAGUGGCGGCAUUUCUUCGGAAAAAAGGUUUAGUAAAGCAGCACAUAGAUUCCUUUAACUAUUUCAUCAAUGAAGAGAUAAAAAACAUUGUUAAGGCAAAUGAAAAGAUUCAGAGUGACGAAGAUCCACAUUUUUAUCUGAAAUAUUUAAACAUAGAAGUAGGCUUGCCUGAAGUUCCAGAAACUCCUACAAUUAUGCGGCCAACCACGCCACACGAAUGCCGUUUAAGGGAUUUAAAUUAUUCUGCCCCAAUUUCAGUGGAUAUUGAAUACGUAAGAAAUAACGAGCGAGUAAUAAGGAACAAGGUGGUCAUUGGAAAGAUGCCAAUAAUGUUGCGCAGUUCUAACUGUGUGUUAACUAACAAGUCCGAGGCUGAAUUAGCCAAAAUGAAUGAAUGCCCGCUUGAUCCUGGUGGUUAUUUCAUUAUAAAUGGCCAGGAAAAAGUUAUAUUAAUACAGGAACAAAUGAUUAGGAACAGAAUUAUUUUAGAAGAAGACAGCAAAGACUGCGUUGUUGCGUCGUGCAACAGUUUUACCCACGACAAAAAGACCAAGACAAACGUUGUGGGUAAAGCUGGAAGAUAUUACUUAAGGCACAAUAUGUUUCAAGAUGACAUACUGAUUACCGUCAUUUUCAAAGCUAUGGGCAUAAUAAGCGACUUGGAAAUCAUGCAAAUGGUCGGAACGCAAGAAAUAUAUUUGAACAAAUUUGCAGCUAGCCUGGAGGAUUGUCAAGAACUGGGCAUCUUUUCGCAGAACCAAGCAUUGAAAUAUCUCAAUAGCAAACGGCGACAGACGAGAUUUCAUUCCAUUACAAAAGUCCGUGUCACUGAUGAGAUGAAAGAUUUAUUAGCGACAAAUAUAUUGUCUCACGUACCUGUUGUCGAUUUCAGUUUUAGGCCGAAAGCGCUGUAUCUCGCCUUGAUGAUCAGAAGAGUUAUAAAUGCGCAGUCUGAUCGCAGUCUGAUCGACGACAAGGAUUAUUAUGGUAAUAAACGUCUGGAACUGGCUGGUUCCCUUCUUGCUCUUAUGUUUGAAGAUCUGUUUAAAAGAUUCAAUUGGGAGCUCAGACAGAUUGCCAAUAAGAAUAUUCCCAAGAUAAAAGCAGCACCGUUUGAUAUAGCUAAACAUAUGAGACAGGAUUUGAUUACCAAUGGACUGGCUUUCGCUAUCUCAUCGGGUAAUUGGACAAUCAAGAGAUUUAGAAUGGAGAGACACGGUGUGACGCAGGUGUUAUCGAGACUUUCAUACAUCUCGGCGCUUGGUAUGAUGACACGAGUCCAUUCCCAAUUCGAGAAAACCAGGAAGGUCUCUGGUCCGCGAUCGUUGCAGGGCUCGCAAUGGGGCAUGUUGUGCCCGAACGAUACACCGGAGGGAGAAUCCUGUGGCUUGGUGAAGAAUCUGGCUUUGAUGGCUCACAUCACUACGGAAGUGCCGGAGGAGCCGAUAAUAAAAUUGAUGCUUAAUCUUGGUGUGGAGAACAUUCACACUCUCGCUGGGGAAGAGCUAACUAUGCCAAAUAUAUACACAGUUUUUGUGAAUGGUAUCAUGGUAGGCAUCGUGCAGAAUUAUCAGAGACUGGUGCGUCAGUUCAGAUUAUUACGCAGGAAGGGAUAUAUUAACAGUUUCGUAUCGAUACAUGUCCAAAAUCGACAUAACUGCAUUCAAGUCAGUUCCGACGGCGGGCGAUUGUGCAGACCGUGCAUCAUCGUUAAGAAUGGAAAAUCUCUUGUUAAACAGAAACACAUAGAGGAUCUUGAUCGAAAUAUCAUAACAUUUGAAGAUUUUAUUUAUGAUGGAUUGAUUGAAUAUUUAGAUGUAAACGAAGAAAAUGAUAGUUUAAUCGCAUGUACGGAAUCUGAAAUCAACGACGACACAACGCAUCUGGAAAUCGCAGAGUUCACGGUGUUGGGAGUGUGCGCAGGAUUGAUACCAUACCCUCAUCACAAUCAGAGCCCGAGAAAUACUUAUCAAUGUGCCAUGGGUAAACAGGCCAUGGGGGUCAUAGGAUACAAUCAACGUAACCGCAUUGACACUGUGAUGUACAAUCUGGUAUUUCCGCAGAAACCUAUAGUGAAAACUCGUGCGAUCGACUUAAUCAAUUAUGAUAAAUUGCCAGCCGGCGAAAAUGCGAUUGUCGCAGUGAUGUCAUAUAGCGGAUAUGAUAUCGAGGAUGCAUUGGUUUUCAACAAAGCUUCCAUUGAUAGAGGAUACGGGAGAUGUAUAGUGUAUCGAAACGCGAAAUGUACAUUAAAGAAAUAUCCUAAUCAAACGUACGACAGAAUCAUGGGGCCAUCGAUUGAUGCUAAUACUAAGAAACCUGUACCGAAGCAUGAAAUUCUUGACAGCGAUGGGAUUGUAGCGCCUGGUGAAAUGGUGGAAAAUAAGACUAUAAUGGUAAACAAGUCAGUACCGGUGCCGAGUGAGAAUAUCGGCCCGGUGCAUCCUGGCAAUGUACAAAUGCAAACGGAAUAUCGGAACGCGGAAAUCCAAUUCAAAGGCUUGGUCCCAGCAUAUGUGGAAAAAGUUAUGAUAUCUAGUAACGCGGAAGAUGCCUUUUUAGUAAAGCUGUUACUGAGGCAAACUCGGAGACCGGAGAUCGGUGAUAAAUUCAGUAGUCGCCACGGACAAAAGGGGGUUAUAGGUUUAAUCGUAGAGCAAGAAGAUAUGCCGUUUAAUGAUCAAGGCAUGUGUCCCGACAUAAUUAUGAACCCACAUGGAUUUCCUUCAAGAAUGACUGUUGGUAAAUUAAUAGAGGUACUUGCAGGCAAAGCUGGUGUCGUGAAUGGAAAAUUCCAGGAUGCAACAGCGUUCGGUGGUGCUAAAGUGGAAGACCUCUGCGAAGAAUUGGCGAAGAAUGGCUACAACUAUUUAGGUAAAGAUUUCUUUUAUAACGGCAUGUCUGGAAGACCGCUGAUGGGAUACAUUUACUCUGGACCAGUUUAUUACCAAAAAUUAAAACAUAUGGUGCAAGAUAAGAUGCACGCUCGUGCCAGGGGACCAAGAGUAGUCCUAACACGUCAACCAACAGAAGGACGGUCUAGGGAAGGUGGCCUACGAUUGGGUGAAAUGGAGCGUGACUGUCUGAUCGGUUAUGGAGCUAGCAUGUUAUUAGUAGAGAGACUCAUGAUAUCGAGUGAUGCUUUUAAAGUCGACGUUUGUAACAAAUGCGGGCUAAUAGGGUACAACGGUUGGUGUCAGAGAUGCAAAUCAAGCUCUUCUGUCUCUACGAUAAUAAUGCCUUAUGCUUGUAAAUUAUUGUUCCAAGAGCUGCAAUCCAUGAAUGUAGUACCUCGUUUGUCCCUGAAAGACUAUUGUGACUGAUUGUAUAUUAUAAUAGAAAUAG